Molecule: messenger RNA, 2757 nt
Organism: Caretta caretta (loggerhead turtle)
Lineage: Eukaryota; Metazoa; Chordata; Testudines; Cheloniidae
Gene: RLIG1
Product: RNA 5'-phosphate and 3'-OH ligase 1
Biological process (GO): response to reactive oxygen species
Molecular function (GO): RNA ligase (ATP) activity
Source: RefSeq, a predicted model, not a curated record
UGCCGCCCCUCGGACUCCAUUUCCCAGCGCGCGCGCGCGCCCUGCGGUCCCGGCCCUGCUGGCGGGAGGUGGCUCCGGCUCCGCUCUCGGUCCCGUUGCGCGUGAGGGGAGCCGGGGCCAUGAGCCGCCUGGGCUCGGUGCAGCGGAAGGUGCCCUGCCUGUUUGUGACGCAGGUGAAAGAGGAGCCCUCGGCUAAGCGGGAGCGCCAGUCAUUUAAAGUUUUGGCAACUGAAACCAUAAAUCGAAAGGCGUUAGAUGCAGAUAUAUACAAUGCAAUUCCAACUGAGAAGGUGGAUGGAACCUGCUGUUACGUAACAACCUAUAAAGGGCAGCCGUAUCUUUGGGCCAGGUUGGAUAGAAAACCCAACAAACUGUCUGAGAAAAGGUUUAAAAGAUUCCUGUAUUCAAUGGAAGACUCAAAAGAAUUUAUUUGGAAUAUUGAAGAAGACUUCAGACCUGUCCCAGAAUGCUGGAUUCCAGCAAAGGAAAUCCAGCAAUCGAGUGGAAACCCUUUGCCCGAUGAAAAUGGACACAUUCCAGGUUGGGUGCCAGUGGAGAAAAAUAGCAAACAAUAUCGCUGGCACUCAUCUGUUGUUAAUUAUGAGGCAGAAAUAGCCCUUAUAUUGAAGUGCCAUGCUGAUGAUCCUGGACGUUUGGAAAUCAGUUCCGUGCCAUUAUCAGACCUUUUGGAACAAACCCUGGAGCUUAUUGGAACUAAUAUUAAUGCAAAUCCAUAUGGAUUAGGAAGUAAGAAGCACCCUCUCCAUCUUCUUGUACCACAUGGAGCAUUUGAAAUAAAGAAUCCACCUAUGCUGAAGCACAGUGAUAUAUUAUCUUGGUUUGAAAGCUGCACAGAGGGUAAAAUUGAAGGAAUUGUAUGGCACUGUAAUGAUGGACAUUUAAUCAAGCUCCAUCGACAUCAUCUUGGUAUGUGCUGGCCAAUUCCAGAGACGUAUCUGAAUUCUCAACCAGUUGUCAUUGCUGUUAAUGGGACCAAAUAUGACUGUGACUUUGAACCAAAAUGUUUGUUUAACCAUUUUUCAAAGCUGGAUGGGCAAAGGUUCAGUAGACUCAAAGAUAUAAAGUUUGAUGUUUAAAGAGAAAAAAGAAUCUUGUCACAUAUGUACGAUUGUACCUCCUUCUGCUUUGCCUACAAUACAAGUGGAUAUUUUUGCAAAUAAUUGUGGCAUAGGUAGCUCUGUAGCUACAAUGCACAUGAUUGGGAUAAAUAUUAUCAAUAAUAUGAAGCAAAAGAGCAGUAAAGGCAAAUCCAAAAUGGAUCUCCCUCUCGUAGAUUUCAGCACAUUUGCUGUUUUGGUUUUGAAAGACCCUGAAAUGUUGAAGCUGUUAGGGCUAAGAGGAGGACAGUGUUUUUAAUGGUAGCUGCUUCCAGGGGCUUGUAUAGCGAAGCAGAUAGCGAUGGUUUUAAAAACAAACAGAACAGUCAGCUAACUUUUAGAGUUUCUGAAUUUUUACAGCCUGCAGUUUUAUUCUGAAGUCAGACUGCAACUCAAACAUUCUCAGGUUUAGGCUCCAGACUUAGGGCCCAAUGCUUUCUAUGAUAUCAGUGAAGUAACACAGAUUUAAAUCAGUAACUGAGACCAUAAUCAGGCCCUACGUUUUAAAAAAAUGUUUAAAAUUGUGACAAUUUUUUUUAUUUAGACAUUCCACACUAUUUGUAUACCCCCCCCGCCAUGCUGCAGUAGUGUACUAGGGCUUGAAAACCAAGUAGUGAAAUUGUUUACAUUAUCCAGUCUCUUGGGACACACUGUUUUUUUUGUUAAUAAAUUAGCAUAAAUAGUAAAAUGUAAACUCGUUUUAAUUAUUUUGAAAAAAUAGUCCAUAACCGUUUAGAAAAUAACUUUAUCAAGAGCAGCAUGUAAAGUAAUGUUUCAAAUACUUAACUUAGAAAAAUAGACAAUACAAAUUGUGUAUUCUCACAAUUUGGUUCUAUUUACAUCUGUGCUCUGCAUGUACCAAACAUCCACCAACACUAGAUCUAUACAAAUAUUGACAGUUUUCAAAUAAAUUAAAUUAGCUUUACAUCUAAGUACAAAAAAAGUUCAUUGCCUUGCUGAAGUACUACAAUUCUUUCUGUUAUGCAGCAGGUCUGGCUUUGAAGUCAAGGGCUUCCUCACCCCAGGAUUGCUCAAAUCCUUUGAUCUCCCCUGCUGUCAUUUCUGAACUAAAGCAUAAAAUAUGCAAAACAAGUGGGGAGGUGGUAAGACAAGUUUUCACAUUGAUUGCUAGAUCUAUUGGAUCUGAAGCACUAAUGACAAGAUUUUAGUAACUUUUUUGAAAAGUCUGCUGCUUCUCUCUCUCUGGUGUCAAACUAUUGUAACUUCAAUGAAGCUGGUCCUAAUUCACAAUGGUGAGAAAUUAGAAUCAGGCUUGCAUAUAAGUGGUAUUACAUAUAACAGCCUACUGACUCAAUUUAGGUGUUAGUUCUUAAAAUACUUAACAUGGAUUUAAUCAAUAGACACAUUGGCUGGAAUAUCCACUUUAACACCAAACUGUUCAGAAAGCUUCUUUAAUUUCUCCUCCAAGAUAAUAUUUUUUUUCACUUCUUCAUUGUAGUUGUAUUUCAGAUCCUCAAUUUCUUCAAAAAAGGAAGGGUCAAAGUUAUCCAGUUCUCUUUUCAGUUGUUUGAUUUCUUCCUAAUAAAAGAAUUGAAUAUUACCAACUUACUACAAUUCAAGAUUCUACAUUCUGUUUUUGUGUCAAGGUGUAUAUAAAAGGACUAAAUGACAACAUUAA